This is a messenger RNA of Prunus armeniaca (apricot), 1299 nucleotides long. Lineage: Eukaryota; Viridiplantae; Streptophyta; Magnoliopsida; Rosales; Rosaceae. The record is from the annotation of a GenBank genome assembly.
AUGAGAUUCUUUGUCUCAGCUCUCUUCUUUCUUGUCAUCUUUUCAUAUGCAGCUGCAUUUGAUCCCUUGGAUCCAAAUGGAAACAUAACAAUAAAAUGGGAUAUCAUGUCUUGGACACCAGAUGGCUAUGUGGCAGUUGUGACUCUGAACAACUUUCAAAUGUAUCGGCACAUCAUGAGCUCGGGGUGGACUUUAGGAUGGACAUGGGCUAGAAGAGAAGUGAUAUGGUCUGCGGUGGGCGCUCAAGCCACGGAGCAAGGUGACUGCUCUAGGUUCAAAGGGAACAUACCUCAUUGCUGCAAGAGAAACCCCACAUUUGUGGACUUGCUUCCUGGUGUUCCUUACAACCAGCAAUUCACAAAUUGUUGCAAAGGUGGAGUGCUAGGUGCAUGGGGGCAAGACCCCUCAGCUGCUGUCUCCGCCUUCCAGCUCAGUGUUGGAUCAGCUGGUACUUCAAACAGGACAGUGAGGCUUCCCAGGAACUUCACUUUGCUAGGCCCAGGACCAGGAUACACCUGUGGCAGGGCAAGAGUUGUGCCUCCCACAAUUUUCUUGACACCUGAUCGACGCCGAAAGACUCAGGCGUUGAUGACCUGGAAUGUGACCUGCACUUACUCACAAAUUCUGGCCAGAAAAUACCCAAGCUGUUGUGUAUCUCUCUCAUCUUUCUACAAUGACACAGUUGUUCCUUGUCCACCUUGUACUUGUGGUUGCCAAACCAAGGACAAUUGUGUCAAAAGUGACUCCAAAAUUCUGAGCAUGGUGGGAGUUAACACUCCGAAGAAAGACAAUAAGCCGCUGCUGCAGUGCACAAGGCACAUGUGCCCUGUUAGAGUGCACUGGCAUGUGCAGCGUAACUAUAAGGAUUAUUGGCGUGUGAAGGUUUCGAUCACAAACUUCAACUAUCGGAUGAACUACACGCUUUGGACUCUGGUUGUUCAGCAUCCUAAUCUCAACAAUGUCACACAAGUGUUCAGCUUUGAUUACAAGCCUCUUGUUCCUUACGAGUCUAUAAAUGACACUGGUAUGUUCUAUGGCUUGAAAUUCUUCAACGACCAAUUAAUGGAAGCCGGGCCUUUUGGGAACGUUCAGUCGGAGAUGCUGCUUCGAAAGCACAAGAACACAUUCACUUUGAAGGAAGGGUGGGCAUUUCCUCGCAAAGUCUACUUCAAUGGUGACGAGUGCCAGUUACCCCCUCCUGAUGCCUACCCCUUUCUGCCCAACUCUGCCUAUCAAAAUCUACUUUCCUUCUCAACAUUCAUUUCAUCAUUCAUUUUCUUCUUGAUAGCCAUUUGGUGA